UGAACUGAUUCUUAACUCAGAUAUUAUUAAAUAUGUACAUAAUUUUAGCAUUUGUUUGCCUAUUUCUUGAUCAGAUUUUUACCUCCAAUGCCAAUCUGAAUGAUCGGGAUCAGGUGAUCCUCGGCAAGCUUCUAAAUUGUAAAGAUCGGGAGUAUAAAUCCGAAAACAGAUUGCGUCGAAAUUUCUGGGUGUUGGAGAACUUUAUUCAGGCGGAUCAUGGCCGCAUGCGCUGCUCAUCGAACGUUACCUAUACAACCCAUGCGGACUAUAGGUAUUUGGAUAAUUUGGUGCCGCUGCUGGAGCGUUGGCGAUCGCCUUUGAGUCUGGCUAUGUACGCACCCGGAACGGACUGGGAGCCCACCAUCGAGAGCAUCCUGUGGCUACUACAGUGUGAUGGUGGUCGGGACUUGGUGCGAGGUCUGACCAGUUUUCACAUCUACUUCGAAGUCGCACACACGCCCAAGGUAAUGCUCAAGGCAGAGACGUACCUCGCACGGAAGUUGGACUGCACUAGGCCGCCACCUUACCAGGUGAUGGCCUGGAACAAGACCUAUCGCUCGCAGAAAGACCUCGACUAUCCCGUCAACACUGGCCGGAAUGUGGCCCGGGAGGCAUCGCUCACCUACUUCGUUCUGGCCUCGGACAUCGAGCUGUAUCCCACGCCGGACCUGGUGCCCAGGUUCUUUAAUAUGCUCGGACGACCCACGUACAGAUCCACGGUAAAGUCACUGGUACCUGUGGUCUAUGUGCUGCGCAUCUUUGAGGUGGAGUCCGAUGCGACGGUACCCAGCAACAAGCUGGAGCUGCAGAGCAUGUUGUGGAGCUCUCAGGCGGUGCCCUUCCACAUGAACAUCUGCCCCCACUGCCACAAGGGACCCAAGCUGGAGGAGUGGAUCAAUGCCAGCGUCUCGGAUGAACUGAAUGUCUUUCACAAGGGCGUGCGGAUUGGCAGGGAGAACCGCUGGGAGCCCAUUUUCAUUGGCACCACCAACGAUCCGCCGUACGAUGAGCGCCUGAGCUGGGAGCGCAUGAGCGAUAAGAUGACCCAAGCCUAUGCCAUGUGUGCUCUGGGCUAUGAGUUUCACAUAUUGGACAACUCCUUUCUGGUGCACAAGCCUGGCAUUAAGCUCAGCUUGGAUAGUCCCGAACGUCACGAGCUGGCUCUCAGAACAGAGUCGGUUAUCCGCAUGAGAUUCUUUCGAGAGAUGCGCAUCAUUUACGGCAGUCGUACGGGCUGCUUGCCAUAGGAAUCGAAGAGCAAUCUCUAGCUAGAUCAGAUCUUUCGUGCACUAUUUAACUUCAAAACUGCGCAAUAUAGUAGCUCUGCCUUUUGCCUAUUUGCAUCGAUUGGGUUGGGGCUGUCUGCCCCACAAUGGGGAGUGUUUGUUAAUAGUUCGUGGAUGGUUUGGCGAGUGAUGUUUUGUGGACUCGUUAACAUCGUCAUUGGCGUCAGUGGCGCCUGGCAGCUGCACUCGCAGCACCUGGCUGACGCUGCAGUUUCGUCCUGUGCCACACCAGGGCAUGUCGUGUCAUGCCAUCAUGCCAGAGGAUACCCGGGCGAUGAGAACGCG
Molecule: messenger RNA, 1571 nt
Organism: Drosophila obscura
Lineage: Eukaryota; Metazoa; Arthropoda; Insecta; Diptera; Drosophilidae
Product: beta-1,4-glucuronyltransferase 1
Exons: 1
Coding region: 33-1247 (404 amino acids)
Source: RefSeq, a predicted model, not a curated record